UGUCUCUCUCUCUCUCUCUCUCUCUCUCCCCGAAGACCCCCUGGCUCGCCAAACCGUUGCUGGGAACUAGAUUUGCCUCUAAUCUGCAGUAACCUUCAAAGGUAUUUACCUAAUUGUAAUAAUUCCAUGUCUCGCCGGAACUGAAGAAUCGUUUCCGAAUCUGUUCAUCCGCAGGUUUAUUCAUCUGCCAUCGAUUUGAUACAUAUAUAUAGUCCUGAGGGAGAGAACUCUCAGUCUUUGUUUGAUAUAUAUUGAGUUUUGUUCUAACUGUAUACAUUUGUGCCCGUGUUUGAUUUUUUUGGAUCUGUUAAUUGGAGCUGAUUUAUGCUUUCUUGUCUUUAGGCUUGGGUGGAUCUGAAUUCCGUUUAUUCAUAUGAAAACCCUAAAGAAGCACAGUAGAGUUAACAUUGACCAUGAUCAUCAUGGUUCAUGUAUCCGACUCCCUGAGGAUAUCAUGUUUCACCAUAUACUUACAAGGCUUCCGGUGAAAUCUCUCGUGGGAUUCCGGUGUGUAAGUAAAUCCUGGUGUAGCUUUUUAACCAGCAACAACCCUUCUUUCAUCGACCUCCACCUAUCACGUUCCCAAUCUUGCCUGGCCACCACCACCAACCUCUUAAUGUCCGGUUAUGACAAGCAGUUGCAGCGCGAAUGUUUAUUGCUAACAGACCUUGAGGGAGGUGGGAGGGCUACUCGACUCUUAAUGGCGGCAGACACCAUAGAAAAUGAGCGUCUACUCCUCUCUGAAAACAUUAAUGGCUUGGUCUGUUGGCAUAACACCAGAUGUGCAUAUAUUUGUAAUCCUAGCACUCGCGAAUUGGUGAAACUUCCCAUAAUUCCUCAAACUACGCGUAGAAUUGACUCUUAUAAUUUUGGAUUUGAUCCAUCUUCGAAGGAAUUUAAAGUGCUAAACUUCCGAAUUUCUUGGACUGGUAACGGAGCUACUUGUGAAUCCUUUCAUAUUUUCACUCUAGGUAGUGAUUCAUGGCGACGAAUUCAUCCUGCCUUGCCUUUUGUUUUUAGUGACAACCUUCCUUGGGGUUUGUUUUCGUUGAUAAACGCUGUGUGUCUAAAUGGUGCAUUGCAUUGGAUCCAUGAGGAUAUGGCAACUAUAUUGGUUUUUGAUCUGAAAGAUGAGAAGUUUCGUGUUAUUCCACUUAGUAGUGAUGUGCUAUUGCAUGCAUCCCAGAAUAUUCUACUUCAAGUUGAUGGAAAUUUAGUUGUGGUAUGCAUCCGCCAUGGUCUGAAUUAUUACGAGAAUAUGGAGAUGGAGAUGGAGAUAGAGAUAUUGACAUUGGAGGACUAUCAAAAUGAGAUUUGGAUCAAGGAGAGCAUUAUCAAUCCAUUUAGAUGGGACCGGGAUAAUUUUGAUGAUUAUGUCAUACCUGCAGUAGGCAAGAUCUUGCUAAAAAGGAAAACAUUAUUCAAAAAUGUAUCGUCGGGCGAGGUCCAUUUAGAGGACUUUUGUUAUGAUAUUAAGCACAAAAGUUUAACGAGUAUCAGAAUUCCUGAAUUAUCUGAAGGUUGGUUGUCUCCCGUUCAUGGUUUCACUAAUCAUAUUGAAAGCAUCUUCUCUUUGAGCUCGCAACAAACAAAAGCUUUGAGCAAGAGUGGUAAUUAAAAGUUUUACUCCAGAAGGGAACAUGUUUAAGGAUAGCAAUUGCUUCAUCAGAGAACCAAAUUAUGGUCAGAGAUGUUCCUUCCAUCACGAAGGACAUGACAAAUUGGGUUAUCAGCAGUUAAGGAGCGCUAGACCUCUUUUUCUUCUUUUCUAGUUUUUCGUAUUUGGAUGUCUAAAUUUUGCUUGAAAUAAUUCUUACAUGUUCUGAGGUAAACUUCACUGUUUAGAGAAAUCAUAUGGCAGCA
Molecule: messenger RNA, 1863 nt
Organism: Ilex paraguariensis (yerba mate)
Lineage: Eukaryota; Viridiplantae; Streptophyta; Magnoliopsida; Aquifoliales; Aquifoliaceae
Source: the annotation of a GenBank genome assembly